AUGGCACAUACAUAUGACCUCAACCUAUAUACGUAUUUUGAUGUCAAAAUCAAUCCAGAGGCAUUGGAUCAGGUCGUGACCUCCACACAGACGGCAGCAGCAACAAGCAAUGGCUCUCUUGCGGGAAUAGAGUACCUGGGUCAUGUGGGCCAACUCAAAAAUCAUCUGCUUUAUCGGAUACCCAAGGGCACAAGGCCCAGAAGAGCAAUUAGAAGAGCAAAGGAACAGGCAAGUGGUCGAGGCAAUCUCGGCAGUUCAAGGUGUUAUCCAGGUGGAUGUCCAAACUCUACGACAAAGACACAAACGAGACGAGCUUUGAGAAUAAAGAUCAUCCUGCUUAUUUCGCCAAAUGUCUUCAGUACUCUAUUCAUAUUACAAAAUUUAUACCCUCGCAACCUCCCUCGUGCAGAGGACAAUCCAUUGACAUUGAAUAAAGAUGGAUUUACCAGUUAUUCAUGGCAAGUGGAAUGA
Messenger RNA from Lobosporangium transversale, 471 nucleotides. RefSeq lists its product as hypothetical. The transcript is spliced from 2 exons. The coding region runs from base 1 to 471 and encodes 156 amino acids. NCBI's taxonomy places the organism in Eukaryota, Fungi, Mortierellomycota, Mortierellomycetes, Mortierellales, Mortierellaceae. The record is from RefSeq and is a predicted model, not a curated record.